UUUUAUCAGGAAAAAAAGGGUCCUUUUAUCAGAAAAACUGGGAUUUAAUUUCAAGUCUUUCCCUUUCGUUUCGCAGCAUCUGCACCGAAACCUCUGUAAAUUCUAGGGUUUUUAUUCUCUCACCUCAAAAUUUGUUUUUGGCGGAUUUAUAAAAGAGUUUCGUUUGCCAUUUCUAAUGGCUGAGAUAGAGCAAGUUGUGGCUGGUAAUGUGGAAUCCUCUCUAAUAGAACAGCUUAGUAAGGCAAUUCAUCAACUGGAAGCUCAUAAGAAUGCUUCUGAGGAGAGGGUUCAGUGGAUGGAAAUUGAGGAGCACUUUCGCAACCUUGAGAUGACGUUGAAGUUGACACUCGAAGGGCUUGAAACUAAGGAGAAGGAGUUUAAGGAGAAAGAAGCCACAACCCAUAACUUGCUCGCGGAGAGAGAAGCAGCUGUUGCAGCUAAAGAGCAAGAUAUGUUGGAUCGAGUGCAGGAGCUGAAAGAUGCUGUUGUUGGUGCCAUUGCGGAUGCGCGAGCGAAUCACCAAUAUACAGUUGCAGAGUCGAUUGCGGAUGGAAAUAACAGAGAUAGCAAGGUAAGCAGCUCUGUUGGUGAUAGAAAUUCUCCAGAGGAGCGUUCUCCUCGUAAAAAAUCGGGUGAAAAUGCUGAAGGCGUGGCUGUUGAGGUUAAGCCACGCCCAGAACUUGUAGAAUUUUGCAAGCUGAUGGAUGCCAAAGGGCUACUAAAUUAUACCAUGGAGAAUCAUAAAAAAAUUAAUGUCAUUUGUGAUGAACUUUCUAUUGCACUAGGAACUGCAAGUGAACCGGCCCGUUUGGUGCUGGAUUCACUGGAGGGGUUUUACCCUCCUGAUGAAACUAAUGAACCGGGGGAUAAAUGUGCCACUGCCCUUCAGGGCAAGCGUAAAUGUUGUGUCGUGUUAACGGAGGCCAUGGCUGCCUUAUUGGCAAGGGUCGAGUCUGACCCAGGUUCUGAUCAACUUUUGAACCCUGAGACCAAGCAGCAAGCUAAAACAAUUGCUGAUGAGUGGAAGCCUAAGUUGGCUAGUUCAGGCACUGAUGCUGCCAAUGGAGUAUCAUUGGAAGCAGAGGCAUUCUUGCGGCUCCUCGCAACCUUUAGGAUUGCUUCAGAGUUUGAUGAAGAAGAACUCUGCAAGCUUUUUCUUGCAGUUGCUCAAUGUAGGCAAGCACCUGAGCUCUGCCGCUCUCUUGGGUUAACACACAAAGUGCCAGGGCUUAUUGAAUCGCUUGUCAACAGUGGGAAACAAAUUGAUGCUGUACGAUUUAUUCAAGCCUUCCAACUUACUGAAAGAUUCCCUCCUGUGCCACUCCUGAAGACUUAUUUGAAAGACUUGAGGAGAAAUUCGCAAGGGAAGGGUGAGAACACGGGUGAUGCCGUGGGUGCUCAGGGCGAUGUCAACACACGAGAACUUGCCGCACUGAAGGCUGUAAUCAGGUGUGUUGAAGAGCACAAGCUUGAGGCCGACUACCCACUCGAUUCACUUCAUAAAAGGGUUGCUCAACUGGAUAGAUCCCAAGCUGAUAAGAGGAAAAGGAGCGGAGAUGCUGGUAAACUCCAACAUACGAAGAAACAGAAAUCCAACAGAAGAUUCGCGGGACAUCAGCGUGGACCUGGUUUUACUGCUGCAUUAGCUCCUUCCGCUGCUAGGCACGGCCCUCCCAUCUAUGGUGAGAGGGUGGCGCCUGCGGGAAUUCCUGAAAGAUAUCAUUAUGGCGAUCCACACGGCUAUGAUUCUCGAGUUCCCCAUCAGCCUGCGUUAUACUACCAUCCCCAAGAUGACAGGGUUCCACCAGUCCCAUUCAAUUCUGCUCCACCAAAUUAUGGAGGUUACGCAGGCGGCGGUUUGCAGCCUUCACACCACCAGCCAUAUAUGUAGUAAUCCAUGUAUGCUAGUAUUUUUGGAAAGCCAAUGUAGCAAUUAUGUGGGGCAAAAAUCGUUGAAAUAUUCAUUUAGCUUGCUGCAUAUUUCAUUUUCUUUCCCGUGUGAUCUUUUUAACAAAAGGCUUCUAUGGUGAAAUGCGCAUGGACAUAGUUAUGCUAAUUUUUGUUUUUUUUUUUUUGUUUUCCCUAUUGAAAAGGAUAUAUU
Molecule: messenger RNA, 2101 nt
Organism: Morus notabilis
Lineage: Eukaryota; Viridiplantae; Streptophyta; Magnoliopsida; Rosales; Moraceae
Product: FRIGIDA-like protein 3
Exons: 4
Coding region: 176-1891 (571 amino acids)
Source: RefSeq, a predicted model, not a curated record